UGUAUAUUAUGGUUUACGCGGUAGAUAAUACACGCACGGCUAUUAAUGCUGUGUCAUUUUCCUACUUCUGUAUCGCUGACUGCAUGAGUGGGUUAGCUUUUGGUUUUCCGGUUCGUUUUGAGGUCUAAAUAAGUAUUUGUUCUACAGCUAUAGCCAUUUCCGUGAAAUUCUGCAUUUCGAUACAAUCUAGCGCGAUUAUAGUAUGCAUCAUAGACGCAUAUACAAAUCCUCGAGUUAAACGAAUCUACACCCUCUGAACGCGUACAGGUGGGACUGCAAUACAUCUUACAUUAUAGUCGUCUGCUUUCUACAGUGUUGUCUCUGAAGUGGUGCAUAUACUCAGUUGAUUAAACUCAAGAGCUGGAUUAAAGGCGUAAACAGUCAAACUGAUCUACUGAGCGACAACACUACUACCAACACCAACACCAACAACAGUGGUGCGUAAUAUUUUAGUGACCGUCAUCAUGGGGUCACAACCUAGUCUCCCAGAGGUCAAUCUUGCUGAUAAGACGAUCGUUGUAACAGGAGCUAAUACAGGGAUUGGAUAUGAGACGGCCAAAGCACUGGCUCAAGCAGGGGCAAAGGUCAUUGUAGCAUGCCGGUCAGAGUCUAAAGCAACUGAGGCCAUUGAACAAAUGAAAAAGGAGCAUGCUGAAGAGAAAGCGGAUCCGAAAAAGCAGAGAGUUCAAAUAAAAGUCGAUGACCUCAACGUUGAAUUCAUGGCCCUUGACCUCGGGUCACUACAAAGUACAAUGACCUUCGUAGAAGCCUACAAGAGCAAGGGUCUUCCUCUCCAUGUUCUUGUGUGCAACGCGGGCAUCAUGUGGGGCCCUGAAGAGCUGACGUCGGAUGGAUACGAACCUCAUUUCCAGAUCAACUACCUUUCUCAUUUCCUUCUCAUCCUGCAUCUCCUACCCGUCCUGAAGAGCUCUGGCCCUGGUGCCCGGGUCGUGUCGGUAUCCUCCCUGAUGUACCGCUUCGCCGGCUGGAAUGCAAGCGAUCUGCAGUGUCUGACAAACAAAGACAGAGGAAAACGAUACUCCAACUCAAAAUGCUAUCAGGUCAUGCACAUGUUCUCAUUGGCUCAACGGUUAGAAGGGUCAGGGGUCAACGUUUUUUCGCUGCAUCCCGGUGUCGUCAAAACAGAGCUUGCAACGCGUGAAGGGCAGCAGGUACCGGGGUCCACGAAAUUUUUCCUAAGCGCCGGAAGCAAAAUGUUGCGAACUCCAUUUGACGGAGCACUGACUUCUCUCCAUGCGGCUGCGAACCCGGCAUACGAUGAGAAGACUGCCCUCUACUUUGACAGCUCAAAGCCACAGAGCGUGAACUCAAUGGCAAGAAACAAGGACAAACAGGAGAUUCUGUGGAAAUAUUCUUUGGAAUGCCUAAAGGAUCACAUCACGGAGGAUGUCAUGAAGGAACUCGCAUCAACAUAAGUCACCUGGGCCCCAUUUCACAAAACUUGUCAUCAGUGAUAAAUGACAGUUGUUGUUAUAAGCUACUGAAAUCCUUGCUUUUGAUUGGUUAUCAGUAGAUUUGUCACUGAUUUUUGUAAUUUUUCAUUCAAAAAGGCUUUGUGAAACGGGUCUCUGGACCCUUUGGACAAUUGUUUAUAUUUGUUUAAAGGUGAAAUAAUGCCUGUGCAAUAAAUUCUCUAAAAGUCUUUGUAGUGACUGGAUAAACAAUGUCGAUAAGCGGCCCUAUAUUAUAUGAACUACCGAGACAAUUAUUAUAACUUCACCUGACUGCCAAGAAAGCAUUUUUAUGAAUUUACGUAACCAGGGAAUCGAUGGCUUUUAGUCGUCUCCGAGAGACUUAGUAACAAGGAUUAAUGUCUUACCAAAGAGCAAUAGCGCAUCGAAUUGUUGCGAACCAAGGACCUCGCGGGUACGAUACCACCGCUUGACCACUGAGCCAUCAUGCCUCCUCGAUAUAUCGAUGGUAUAUUAUGAUAUUGAAAUAUAAAGGUACAGUGUAAAUAAACAUAAAUAAAAAUAUAAAGGGUGAAAUGGUGCAUUAUGUUCGAUAUAAACGCCGUGGUAAUUUAUGUUAAUAUACCGAUAAUAUAUACAUGUCUAGUGCGAAUCCUGAAUAUAUUGAAGUAGAUAUUAACUAAUAAGUGUUAUAAUGACGAUGAUAACAAUGAUAACCAUAAAGUAAAAGUGGGCACAAUAAUACAUUUGAGUUAUGAUAUAUAUAUAUAUAUAUAAUGGAUAAGAAGAGAAGUUUUAAUCGGAUAUAUACAUAUAUAUACAUGUAUACUGUAGUAGAAAAUGAUUGUGACAAUGUGAUUUAUUCCUGAAUGAUAAACUUUAUAUCCUCUUGAUCCAUUUCUAAGACUCUUUAGAUUGAUCAACAAAUUUCGGGAAGAAAUAAAUUAUAUUUAUCAAGUAAGCAAAUAUUAAUCGACUACCAGGGUAAUGGUACAAACUGUCAUCGCCGAGGUGAUCUCGGGGCUACUAUCAUCCCGAACCGCCAUGAUGGUAGCCCCGAGAUCACCGAGGCAAUGAUAGUUUGUAUACAUUGCCCGAGUAAAGGAGGUUAAUAUUUGUUUUAUAUCCUACAUCGGCAAUAGCAAAUAAGGUCUAGUUAAAGUGAAUUUUACAUAAUUAAAAGAACUGAUUCUGCAGACAGUUUACCUUCAUGCAUACAUGUAAUAAAGUCGAUCGGAUGCGCGCCCAUUUGACAUUGACAUUGACAUUGACAUUUCGCGUAAACUACUUUGCUACGCUUAAUCAACGGGCAAGUGGGGCAGCAGCAAAAAUACUGUACAGAAGUCCUAUCGCAGGGAGAUAGUAGGCUAUCGUUGAUCAUGUGACCUCGUUUUAUAGACCAAUCAGAUUGCAAGAUGCGGGAUAUAAAAUAAACUAUAUCGUCACAAUCAUUUCAUGAAAAGAGUAGAGAAAAGUUAUUCCUCUGUUAUUGGAAUUAUUGUAUACAUACAUACAUGUAAAUGUUUUUUUUUUUUAAUCAAGAUUAGUAUUGUAUUUGUGAUUAAUUAACACAUUACUAGAGUAGGUAUCUUACUAUUUGUGUAAACCACAAAUAAAAGACAAUUACAACAUUUCAUAGAAUGAUACAUUAUUUUUGAACAGCGAAUUAAUGUCGUAUGUUGUUGAACAGGAGGAUAAACUGCUCGAAACAGUUGAUAUUAAAGACAAUUAUGCAUUACAAGGUUCAUGAAUUUGCAAAUGAAAAACUGUAUCUAAAACGCUAUGAUGUACAAUAUUAUCAUCUUUAUUAUAAUUAUAAUUUCUUUUUUGUUGUUGUAAUUGUUUGCAAAAGUGACGCUAUAUGGAAGGAAAAAAUAAUCUGUUACAAUUUUAUAAUAAAUCUUUUUAUAACAAACUGUCUGGCUCAAACGAGAACGAUCUUCUCUAGUCUGUGAGUAUUACUCAGUAAAUAUGCAAUCACUCUGUAAAUAUAUACACAUGUAUAUAUAAAUAAGACCCGCGAUGAAAGUAAAAAUGAGAAAUGAGAAUUGA
This is a messenger RNA of Strongylocentrotus purpuratus (purple sea urchin), 3485 nucleotides long. Its product is annotated as retinol dehydrogenase 12. NCBI's taxonomy places the organism in Eukaryota, Metazoa, Echinodermata, Echinoidea, Camarodonta, Strongylocentrotidae. The transcript has 9 exons. The record is from RefSeq and is a predicted model, not a curated record. The coding region runs from base 465 to 1436 and encodes 323 amino acids.